Messenger RNA from Staurois parvus, 266 nucleotides. The record is from the annotation of a GenBank genome assembly. NCBI's taxonomy places the organism in Eukaryota, Metazoa, Chordata, Amphibia, Anura, Ranidae.
UGCCCAUCAGUGCCACAUAUCAGUGCCUACCAGUGCACAUCAAUGGCACAUCAGUGCCCAUCUGAGCUGCCUUUAAGUGUCACCCAUCAGUGCCAGGCAGUGCCACCUAUCGGUGCUGCCAGUCAGUGCCGCCUAUCAGUGCCAGUUAGUGCCAGUCAGUGCUGCCUAUCAGUGCCUUAAUUAAUGUAUCAGUGCUGCCUUUCAGUGCCCAUCAGUGAUGUCUGUCAAUGCCCAUCAGUGCCACCUAUCAGUGCAGUCUAUCGGUG